Messenger RNA from Ziziphus jujuba (common jujube), 1491 nucleotides. RefSeq names its product ankyrin repeat-containing protein ITN1-like. Bases 1 to 1491 code for a protein of 496 amino acids. Lineage: Eukaryota; Viridiplantae; Streptophyta; Magnoliopsida; Rosales; Rhamnaceae. Gene Ontology annotation, molecular function: protein phosphatase regulator activity; protein phosphatase 1 binding. The transcript is spliced from 3 exons. The record is from RefSeq and is a predicted model, not a curated record. Gene Ontology annotation, cellular component: plasma membrane.
AUGGAGAAUAAUGAGAAAGAAACAGUGCUCCAUGAAGCUAUUCGCUAUAAUCACUUGGAGGUUGUCAAGUUACUAAUUGAAGAAGACCGUGAUUUGGCGUCCAUAGUAAAUGGCAAAGGAGACUCUCCUCUUUUCAUGGAGGUUGUGGAAAAACUUCAAGCUUUAACAUUAGAACAAGCUGAUGAUUGUGGAUGGACUCCUCUUCACUAUGCCGCACAUAUUGGCAAUGAGGUAUUUGUUAAACGAUUUUUGAACAACAAUAGUAAGAGCCUUCCUUUCUCAAAGAACAAAGAAGGUAUGUCUGCCCUUCACAUUGCAACAAAGAGAGGACAAGAUGCUGUCAUUAGAGUGCUGAUGAAAAGUUGUCCAAAAGUUUGUGAGUUGUUGGAUAACAACAGUCGGACAGCUCUUCAUAUUGCAGUGGAAAGUAUAAAGAUUAUGGUGGUGAAAUUUUUCCUAGAACGGACCAUGGCCUUUCAGGAUCUUAUAAACCUAAAAGAUGAUAAAGGAAAUACAGCUUUGCAUGUAGCCACUACUGUAGCAGAUUUCCAUAUUUUAAGAAUUCUUACAAACGACUCAAGAAUUGACAAAGGAGCUGCAAAUGAGGACAAAAAGACAUUUGUUGACAUAAUCCUAUCAAAUAAGGAGCUACAGGAUACUGAAAUUUUAAAGAUCAUGGUGAGUUUGGAGAUAGAAAUUGUUUUACCACCACGUUCUGAACAGAAGCUGGACACAAGAAAAACGAAUGAAGCAGAGAGUAAGGAAAAGAAAAAAGACAAAAUACACAUUGAAGAAGACGAAGCCGGCUGUAAACGGCAAACUAAUGAAGCAGAGAGUAAGGAAAAGAAAAAAGAUGAAAUACAAGUUGAAGAAAACGAAGAAACCGGCUGGAAACAGUUUGAAAAGAUGGUAAUGGUAUCAUCAGACAAGAAGAAGCCGUCUAAAAAUGGAGGAGGAUUUGAAAAUAGGAUGAAGGAUUUCUCCGAGGUCAAUUUAGUGGUAGCAACAAUCAUAGCUGCCGCCACUUUUGAGGCCACUUUGGAAAUGCCCGGUGGUUACAAUGACCAAGGGCUACCAGUUCUCUACCAAAGUGGAGAAUUCAGACAGUUUUUAUGUUAUGAUCAAUUGGCUUUUGGUCUAUCUGCUGCGUCCUUGUUGCUCCACUUUUUUCUCAUGCUAUUUCGGAAAAUAUUCUCAGUCACUUUAGUCCCAGUUGCUUGGACGUCAUAUCUUACAAUGGGCUCACUUUCCAUGAUGGUUUUUGCUUUUGACCAUGGUAUAAACACAGUCUUCCCUACAACAGAAAACCACAACAUGUACAAGAUGUACAAGGAAGACUACUAUAUUAUUGCCAAUGGUACUCCCGUCUUGUCUAUUUGCUUCUUCCUUUUUGUUAUUUUACCUUCUCUAUUACUGGCCAAGUUUUGCGCAACAGCUAGAAGAUUUGAGCCUCGCAACAGUGUCAGAAUUCGUUUUGGACUCUGGAGUUGA